ACAUUAUUAGGUUGACAUAGACUGACCUAAGGCGGCUUAAGUAGUGUAGACUGAGCUUCAGUACAUUGUGGAAUAAACUCAUCUUGCUUCUAAAACAAAGAAAGUGGGGUAAUAGUUUUAAAAUGCAAGCAGUGUAUUUGUGUUACAUUUUUAUUUCAGUUUACAAUGCUUGUGUUACUAUUUGCAGAUAUAUUUGAUACAUAUUGAGAUGUAAACUAUGACAUGAAUUACUGGUUGUUUUAAAAAAAAAAAGUCUUUAAAGUGUGUUCCUUUCCUUAUUGGUGUGUUUUUUGUUUUGUUUUUUAAAUGCAGAGUCUGCUUAUAUCAGUGUAGGAAGAACCAAGUAUAGCUCUAGUACCAUGUUUGGCAAGUGGUCCGUGCCGGUUCUGAACAGGAAAGAAAAGAACAGGGGAUUAAAAAUGAGGCCUCGUGAGUUUGAAAAUACAUCAUGUAGGUGCCCUCUAGUUCUGUCUUUGUGCCAUCUUGAGGUGAUGGUGAAACUAGGACAACAUUAAGUGUAACGAUGGCCAAGUAUUCUUUUCCACCGUGCAUCAUGUCAGCAGCAGCCAAUCUUUAUCCAGUGCACCAGCCUCUCACAUGGCAUUGCCAAUAUCUUAUGAGGAGGCCACUCCAUCAUCAUUGCCCAGAUUGAAAUGCAUGAGCAGCUCAGCUGAUGUUACACUGUUUUAUUUUGUUUUGCACAGGCUGAAGAGAAAAACAAUUGCAGAGCCCACUCAGUUCUGCUCCAUCCUAAAAGGAUAUUUGUAAUUAAAAUAUAUUGUACCCACUCUUAAAUGUGCAGUAAAUAACAUGGGCGCACACAUUUUAGUGUAUCAUUGCUGUAGAUGGGUGGUUGUGAUUUGCUUGAGUGUACGUUAGAAAAUAGCAUUUCAGUGCCUUUUUUUUUUAAAGGGGAGUGUGUGAUAGUACUGAGUUAAGAGGUACACAGGAAACUUUUGAACCUGAAAUUGCUUUUUGAGAAAAGCGGAACUCUGAUUAUAUAAGGACUUCCACUGAGGUAGACUUCAACAUUUAUUAAGCUAAGGGUAAAUAUUGAUGAAAACCAAGAGGUAAUACAUAUUUUUGAAAUAUUAAUCAGAAAUAUCUAGAUGUCUGUCAGUCUGCUCAAGAAUUUCAUAAGAAUUACAAGGUUUGGAGGGUUUUUUAAGAUAUUCUAGAAAGACGAUAAUGCUAUUGGUUGGGGAGUGUGACUAAAUAAUUAUAGAUCACUGAGCCAGUCAGGAAGCUUUUAUUGGUGUAAAUGCUCUGCUUAACAUUUUUCCAGGCUUUGAUAUUGAUCUUGGGAGGUAAACAGUUGAAAAUUACUUGACUUUUUUUCCCUGUAUGUAAAAUGAUAAAUCUGUGAAAGCAUGUACCUUUGAUAAUACUAUGCCAUUGGAUGGAGAGUAGGAGAGCUUGGCUUGCUUUGUAGUCCAGCAGAGCUGCUCUCUUGUUGAUUCAUUAAGAUAUAACCUUGAGUGAAUCCAACAAUGUGUUAUUUCUUAUACUUUUCUGAUCUUAGUUUAUUUUUGAUCCCAACAUUCUCCACAACAUGCUUAUGCUUUAAUUUCAUAUAACUGAUGGUGGUGGUCUUCAGAACUGCUGUUGUGGAGUUGAAGUAGAGAAUAAAUGCUUUUAUGGCCUGUAGUUGUACUUUUUUUAAGUGAUCGUCCUGACAGCUCUCACCUCACAAACUAAACGAUUUUGGGCUGGUUUGGUAUUUGAAUGAAACUCCAAAGAACCCUUAGGUGCUGCAGGAAGCGGAGUUGGUGAUUUAGUAGGUAGCACCUUUUCCUCUAAGUCAGAAAUAAAUGAGUGGCGCAGCAUGGUAGCUGUGGGGGGCACUGUGCUGCUGGAAAGUCGGGUUUCAGAUGUGACAUUAAAAAGGAAAAAUAGCCCUGGAAUGAGAGAGGGUGUUAACCUCAUUGACCUGGACAAAAUCCAAAGUAGGUAGCUAGAUUACACCUACCUGAACUUUUAGGGAAAGUUUAAAGGGAUAUGAUAUUGUUCACAUUUGGUCUAGUCCUGUACAUGCUAAACUCAGGGAAUUUUCAGUUAACUUUUGUGAGUGCAGUACUGGGACUUUGUUGUCUAAAUUGCUGUGUUCUGCUACCUUUCGUUAUAGAUACGGAUGAAUUUCACUGCUGGAUGAAGUGAUUUCUGCGUAAAUGUGUCAGCAUGAGGGCUAGAUUGCGUAAGCACUGGGGCACUGUUUACACUCAUGCUUUACAGUGCUGUAACUUGCUGCGCUCAGAAGGGUGUUUUUUCACACCCUUGAGUGAGAAAGUUGUGGCGCUGUAAAGCGCCAGUGUAACCAAGGCCUAAGGUUUUGUAAAGUUACUUGGGAUGAAAGAUGCUAUAUCAAUAGUAAAAUAUUACUCCCUGUUGUAAGAUGUGAGAGUAUUGUUGUAGCAUUGUUGAAUUACUAGUAAAAGUGUAAUUUUGCAUUGUCGGAAAAAUCCAGAUUUUGGCAACAUUCAGAGUUGCUUUCUGCAGUUAUGAGGCAAACAGUGACAUUUGGAGGAGCAACUUCUUGUAGUUGAUUAUGGACCCAAAUUAAAUUUAGUAUUUGGAAAGCCUGUAGCAGAUAUUUGAUGAUCCUUGCUUGAUGAGCAACGGCAAUGUGAAUUCUUUACAUCUUCUUAUUCUGAUGUCAGUCUGCACCUUUAGAAAAUAGUCCUUCUUUCCCACUUAGGACUUGAUCCUGCAAAUUGCUCUCCACAGGCAGACCCUUAUGUUUGGGCAGAGCACUGCACUUUUGAAAUAAGUAGGGCACUGCUUGGGUCUCAGGGUUAGCCACGUGGAGACAGUUGCAGGAGCACAGCAUAGAAUUAUUCAUCUAUUUUGCAAUGAAUAUGAACAUCACAUUUAGGUGGUGUUUUAUUUUCCAGUUUCAGUUAUAAACCCACAGCAGUUCAUCUUAAUCAGGAAAAGCACCAUGAUUUCUCAAAGAAAAUAUAAAAUAUGCUUUAAUUUUAAUUCAGAUUUUAAAUCCAAAUUAAUACAAUUUUCAUUUAACUGUUUGUAUUCGCUUCUUAUUUUUCAGAGUUCUUUGAAAAAUCCUUAGUGGUCUUGACAAUGUUACAAGUGACAUAAUUUAGCCAAUGGCACAGCAUGAUGGAUUCCCAGAAGACUGGAAAUGGUUUGCAAGUGAUUGGACAUGGGACUGGUAUAGGGAUAUCUGCACUCCACAUGGUGGGGUAUUCGGGAAAAAACUGUAAUUCUGCUGAAAUAACGUCAGAUGAGUGCUGCCCAGCCUGCAAAGAGAGAGGCCAGAUACAAGCUUUACGGACUUACCACAUUAGCUUUCAAGAGUCUAUUUUCCUUUGUGAAAAUCCACAGUGCAUCUACCCUCUGGGCUAUAAACCAUUAAACAGCAUAAUAAUUCCUGCUGAUUCAGAAAAUCAUCAAACUCAGGGUACUGAGAGAAAAAGGAAGAUUUUUGAAAUCAGUCCUACAGCUUCCCCCAUUGAAUCAUGUUCAAAACAAGCUAGGACAAACAACAAUUUGAUAGAUGCUGAGCACACUUUAAAUACUGAUCUUGUUGUCCAGCGUAAUGGAUACAAUUUGUGUGUGACCCAGCCAUGCCUACCUGAUUUAUCACCGGAUGAUCAGCAGAAACAUAAUCGUACGACUGAGUCUCUGGAGCAUAAUGUGGACUUGGCAACUGCUAUUACUGUUGGUGGUGUACAAGAAAGUCCUGACUCUAAUUCCAAAACAGAACUUUUCCCAAAUUCUGAACUUUGUUCAAUAAAAUCUGAAAUCUUGCAUAUAGAAAGUAAAUCUUCAUUUUUCACAGGGCAUUUGUGUCUUCAGUGGAGGAACAUAUAUGCUCUAUGUUGGUUAGACUGUAUUUUGUCAGCACUGGUACACUUAAAAACUUUAAGGAUUGCUGUGACUGAAGCUUGCACUGAAGAAUCUGUAAUCCAGAGGCUGUUUACAAAAUAUAACCAAGCAACUGCACUCUUGAAUGCCUGCCAAACAAAUAAGCUAAAAGAUGUUCUUCCAAAAGCUGAGUCACAUCUGAAUGAAAUCAGAAAUACGAUAUUUGCUCAACUUCAACCCCAGCUUAAGUGUGAAUUGGGUAAGAAGGAAAGUCCAGUAUUUGCAUUCCCUCUGCUUUUACGAAAGGAUCCCCAAGUCGAGACACUUUUCCUGCAUUCUUUUUCAUGGAUGUUUGAAUGUUUACAUUGUGGCUACAGCCACCAAGACAGAUGUAGGAAGACACUAACAACAUUUACAAAUAUAAUCCCUGACUGGCACCCACUUAAUGCUAUUCAUAUCGCUCCAUGUAAUAAUUGUAAUGAUAAAUCUCAAAGAAGAAAAAUGAUUUUGGAAAAAGUACCCUCAAUAUUUAUGAUACAUUUCGUAGAAGGUUUGCCACAUAAUGAGCUGAAGAACUAUUCCUUUCAAUUUGAAAAUGAUUUCUACCAAAUAACAGCUGUUAUUCAGUAUCAACAAGAUCCAGAACACUUCAAAACCUGGGUUUUGAAUUCUGACGAAACUUGGCUUGAAUGCAAUGACAUCAAAGGUCCAUAUUGUGAAAGACGUGAGAGAUUUGAAGUUCCUGUUUCAGAGAUUCACAUUGUCAUCUGGGAAAGGAAAGCAUCCCAAGUGCCAGAUAAAAUUUGCUCACAAGUCCAAAGUGUAAAAUCUGAAAAUCUUCCUCUUAAUGAUGCACAGUCAAGUUCUUCUCUAGUGUCAAAUUGUGAAGGUGAUAAUGCCGUAGACAAAAUAACUCCAGUAUGUUACAAAAAGGAGAUUGUGGGCAUUCCUGCUAAUGAACAACAAAAAGUGGCCAGAGAGAAUGAAAAUAGCUUGCUUUCUGGCUUAGAAAAUUUGGCAGAUGAUGAUAUUAUAACUCUGACACUUGUAGAAAUUCAAGUUGAUUCUGAAGGUAAACCACUGGACAAUGGACAGAUAGUGGGAAAUAACCUAAUUGCUGAAACAGGCUUGCUGAAAGAGCAAGGGUUAGCUUGUUCAGAUCAAACUCCAUGUACAGACAAUGUUUGUAGUCAGACUACCUCCAGCAACAUGUGCACACCGUCUGAAAAUGCCUGUAUGUCCUCACAUCCCGGACAGUUGAAUCUAGCGCAUACUCCAUCUGCUGUUCCCACAAACAAUUGUAGUGACUCGUCCAUGCCAUCACACACUCAAGAGGCAGAGGCCAAAGCUAGCCCAGUCAACACUGAGAAUAUCCUGUUUAAUCCAGAACUCUUGCAGAAUAAGAAAUUACCAUUAAUGGAGAACGUUACGCAGAAAUCAUCUAACACCAGAAACACAAGCAAAACUGAAGCAGACUCUCAGGCUGCAACUUUGUCUGCUACCAAUAAUUCCUCCCAGUCUUUGCAUAAAGAUCAAAAGAAAGGAUUUGUAGGAAGUUGGGUAAAGGGGUUAUUAAGCAAACAUAAUACCUUCAUGCCUUCAAGUGCCUUAACCCAUCAUAAGAAAAGUUACAAAAAUCCUUCUUUACUAGGAGCUACUGACUUACAUCUCCCUAAUAAGGGGGCAGCUAAUUUUGGUGGCUUUCAAGCCAAAGGUACAUGCAAAACAACUGAGGGGGCACCUAAAUCAUCUGUUUGUCAAGGUGGAAAUCUUUCUUCUUUGUUAACAAACAUCACUGGUCCUUCUGCAAAUGCUCGUCUACCUGCAGUAAACCCUGUAGUGGAUGGUCCAACUUUGAAUAAGUCUGGAAGCUCAUUGGGCACCUGGAGUAAAGUAAUUCAGCCCAACAACCCCAUCUUUAAUUCCAAACCUAGCCAUGGGGAAAAUGGACAUCACAAAUCUGAUGUGAAGGAUCAAGAAUCAAAUGCCAAAACUCACAAACUUCGUUUAAAACUGCUUAAAAAACUGAAGGCUAAAAAGAACAAGUUGGCCUCACUUGAUAGGCUGGCAAAGACUCAGAUGUGUAAUGGAAGCUCUCCAAACAGAGAUGUAGAAGAUCUCUUACACUUUGGAUCUCAUCAUGAAAGUGAAUCGGUACAGAACUUACUGAAGGAAUUACAGUAUCAAAUUGAUGCUGCAGAUAGUGAAUCUGUAUAUAAUACAAACUCCAAUAUGUUAUUAUGCAGUAGCCAGAGCAAUGCAGAGUUUUUAGCAGACUUAUUGUCUCCUACUUCCAUUGUUGCUUCUUCGGAGCUUCCAAAAGAUGAGUGUAGAUAUUUGGAAAUGGUGGACAGCAAUACUGCAACACCCAUGCAUAGUGAGAGAACCAACCUCACAUGCGUCACUGUGGCAAGCGAAGACCAUAAUUAUUACAGUCCUGUAAAAGAAAGCAAGUAUGAAGGUAACACAGACUCACUAAUAAACAAAUCCUGCUUGAAAAGACUUUCCUUUGAAAGCCCCACAAAGGAAGAUAUCCUUGAAGACCUGUUCUCCCCUGCAGUGUUGAGCUCAAUAGCAAGCGACAUAGAUUUACCUCAUUUUGAUGAAACUCUGUUUGAAACUUGAAUUGCUGUAAUAUUUGUUUUUAACACUUGAGAAUUUUGUAUAUCAACUUUCACACAAAGUACUAUUAAAUUAUAUUUUCAAACUAGUUUAUUUGCACACUGGCUGUACUUGAACGUUGAAAAUCUGAAGUAUUUGUCUCUUAAAUUUCAUUGUAGCUGUUGAAUAAGAUUUUUAGUCUUUAACUUUUCCAAUUAAAUAAGUGAGAGAGUUGAUCUUUCACAA
Chelonoidis abingdonii (Abingdon island giant tortoise) is the source of this 6672-nucleotide messenger RNA. The record is from RefSeq and is a predicted model, not a curated record. NCBI's taxonomy places the organism in Eukaryota, Metazoa, Chordata, Testudines, Testudinidae.